CAUAUUGCAGACCUAAAUCAACCAAGCUUAUAUUUGCUUGAUUCACUUAUAAAAGAGAAAAAUGACUACAGAGAAUAAACCAUUCCAGAAUGAAGGGUCUGUAUCUGCCCCUUCUAAUGCUCAUCAGAAACCGCCAGAAUUUGAUCUUAACUUGCGCCCAGGGGUUCAAAUAUCUAACAGGGUUGGGCGCAGCCCGCCGGGACUCCAGCAAGUGCACAACAACCCUCCUGGGAGCAGAACAAGUUUGGAAGAUCUAGCGGACUCCUUUGCCGCAGGAUUUACUGUCACAAAUACACCGAAUGAUACAAACAGACCGCAUCCAAGAUUCGCACAGUUUAAGAUGAAAACCAGUACAAUUCCACAGGAUGAAAGACGACGGCUUCUUCUGGAAUACCAAAAAUCUAGAAGAGACGACCUACUUAAUCACGCCAGAUGCCUGGCCCUGGGUGAGUUUGAGGAGGAAGAGGAGGAGGAGGGGGAGGAGGAAGAGAUGGAUACCACCACGGAGAUAAAACCAAGGCGGUUGUAUAAGAGCUAUAAGAACCAGCUAAUGCUCUCGGAGUGGUUAGUGGAGGUCCCUGACGACCUCGCGUCCUCAUGGAUUCUUAUUCUCUGUCCGGAGGGUCGUCGUAAUUUCGUGAUAGCAUCCAAUGGGUUAACCAAAGUGUACAGUAAGAGCGGGAAAAUGGUGAAGAAAUUUCCGUCUAAUCUCCCGGGAGGAAACAGAAAUCAGAUGAGAAGAAAUUCUUACAGUAUCCUGGACUGUAUAUACUCGGAUAAAUCCAAAAUGUUCUAUAUACUAGAUAUGAUGUGCUGGGAUGGAUUCCAGUACUAUGACUGUGAUACUGAGUUUCGUCUUUCCUGGGUUCAACAGAAAUUCAUCGAGAACAGAGAUCUGAUGAUGGAUAGUUCGAGAACUCAUCCAUACAGGUUUAUGCCUUUACCUAUAUAUCAGUGUACCCAGGACUCCAUCUCAUCUGCUCUUAACUCUUCCCUUCCAUUCGAGGACAAGUUGGACGGACUCCUUAUUUACCAUAAAAAUGUGCACUAUAUGCCCGGAAAGACCCCUCUUGUUGGCUGGUUGAAGGCCUAUAUGGUGCCCGAGCUUCUUAGUAUUCCGAUUUGUAAUGAACUAAUGGUGCAGCGCCCCCCUGACUAUGCAGGGAUGAAGGUGUUUUUAAAGAAAACCUACGACAAGGUCGAAAGGUUGAAGAAGAAUGAUGAAGAGGCUGCAUCACGUGAUACUGAGCAAGAAAUGGGCGAGAUGGCAUAAUUAAAUGCGUAUGCGCGCAAACUGGAAAUCAAAAUGGCUGACUCAAAACAAAUUUAGACACGAAUCAAGAUAACUUAUUUUUAAAAUAUUUCUCUGGUAGGAUGGGAUAAGAAAAGUAUCACAAAAUCAAAGGAGUGUUAAACAUUUAAAUUUUUUAUAUUCUAUGAGAUGAACGGAUUCAAAACCAAGGAUGUAUUGUAACUCUAGAGAAGCUUGGACAGUUGUGAACAAUUUUAUUGAUUCGGGGUAAUUGUAAAGUUUAGUACGGGGCAUAUAUUUGUAGAAAACUUAUUUCAAAAAUCCAUUUUCAAAAUAUUUUAUGGGUCUUUGACUAAAUUAGGGGAAACAAUUGAAUUUAGAUUUAAUAAGAUGUGAAAUUACAUAAUAUAUGUACACGGUGCAUGUUACAUUUCUGUUUUAUAGAGAUAAAUCAUGCUUUUUGAGAUGAGUGUUAAAAUAUUUAGAAUCCCGCUGUUAGUGCAGACCCAAGAAACCUACCUAAAUAAUUCUUUCAAAUAUUAAAACAAAAUGUUUGCUGAAGUAUUUUAACCCCUUUUUCUUGUGUAUGUAUUAAAUUAUAUAUUUUGAAAAUAAGAGAAAAUGAACCGUUUAAAUAAGUGUUGCUGCAAAUUUUACGUAUUUUUAACUUCUUCUUUAAUUUUUGAUUUUGAGUCAAAAUCACAACAUUUUUUCUUUAAAAACUACCAUACACCCAAAUUCUAACUCCUUUUGUUGAUUAUUAUAUUUAUUUUUUUAAAUCCACUUUAUUUAAUCUGUAUUUAGUUUUACAGUUAUGUUCGUGUUUUCUAGAUUCUAUUUGUUUAUACUCUAGUCUUACGUGCUGUAUCAUUCAGAUUCCUUCGUGUACACAGUUUGUUUACUGUGUACAGUUUACAGUAAUAAUUUAUACAGUGUAAACUACAGUACACAUCAUUAGAAUCGUAGACAAGAAAGGUACACCAGUAACCCCCAUACAACUGUUUACAAAAUUAAGUGUAGUGCAGUGACCAUCACUGAGUUUGUUUACUUUCCUACCAGAGUCUGCAGUACGCUUUUUAUGUAAACAAAGAUAUAUUUGGUUUCCUGGAGUAUCUGUUUUGGAUUCAUUUGGAAAGAAAAUAGUUGUUAAUCCUCUUGUCCUACACUUCUUACAGAUUAUAAAUCUUUAAACUAGAUUCUAGACCCCCCCCCCCCUCAA
Eurytemora carolleeae is the source of this 2471-nucleotide messenger RNA. RefSeq names its product snurportin-1 (gene Snup). The transcript is spliced from 17 exons. Lineage: Eukaryota; Metazoa; Arthropoda; Copepoda; Calanoida; Temoridae. Gene Ontology annotation, biological process: snRNA import into nucleus; protein import into nucleus. Bases 62 to 1273 code for a protein of 403 amino acids. Gene Ontology annotation, molecular function: nuclear import signal receptor activity; protein binding. Gene Ontology annotation, cellular component: cytoplasm; nucleus. The record is from RefSeq and is a predicted model, not a curated record.